AUGUCGGACCAGUCUGACGAAGAUCUCUCGUGUAAUGAUAAUGACUCUUCUUUAGAUUCAGAAGAUGACAAUGAAUCGGAUGAUGGAGAUUACGACUCACUAGAUGAGGAUUUAUCCAAUACUUUUUUACGACCCAAGAUAUAUGAAGUAGAAUUUACAGUUCACUCUCCUCAAGAUAUUAUCAAGAGGCAAGAAGUUGAGAACAUAGAUCCAAGACAUUUACUCAAGUGCCCUGCUCCUGACUGUGAAUAUAUAAUUGAAUGCGAUGUGCCAGAGAUCUCACUUACAACUAUUGCACCAAUAGUUGAAUGUAAAUGUUCUAAUCGAUUUUGCUUCCGUUGCACUUUACCUGACCAUCAACCAACAACAUGUAUUCUCGUUCAAAAAUGGGCUGAAAAAUGUGAAAAUGAUUCUGAAACCAAUAAUUGGAUUUCUGCAUUCACUAAAAAGUGUGGAAGUUGUAAUUCCUAUAUUGAAAAAAAUGGUGGAGGCAACCCUAUAACUUGUACUAAAUGCAAUUAUAAAUUUUGCUGGAUCUGCAUGAAACCUUUGCUAAAUAACACUGCUGAACACAAUUGCAACCUUUUUGAUGAAAAUUUUAAGAAUGCAGAAGAUCAGCGUGCCAAAUCUCGCGCGUCCUUGGGGAAAUAUCUUAACUAUUAUCAUAGGUACAACAACCAUGAAAAAUUUUUGGAACUUAAACAUGAACUUUAUAGCAAGACUGAAGUUCAAUUUCUUACAAACGCAGUUAAUGCUCUUGUUAAAUGUCAUAUGACUCUUAAGUGGACAUAUAUAUUUGCGUUUUAUCUUGAUCGUAACAAUGAUACGGAACUCUUUGAAUUUAAUCAAAGUGAUAUCGAGAAUGCCGCCGAAACGCUUUAUGAAUUAUUAAAAAAAUCUAUCAUAACAGACAAACUUGACGACAUUAAGGAAGCAAUCAUAAGUAAAACUAAAUACGUUGAGAAUCGUAGAAAAAUAAUAUUGGAAGAUACUGCCAAAGGAUUACUUGAAAAUCGUUGGAGGUUCCAAAUCUAA
Molecule: messenger RNA, 1035 nt
Organism: Cetraspora pellucida
Lineage: Eukaryota; Fungi; Glomeromycota; Glomeromycetes; Diversisporales; Gigasporaceae
Source: the annotation of a GenBank genome assembly